AUGUCAACUUCGCGUUUGAAUUGCCGAAUUCUGUGGUCACCGCACAAAGAUUCUAAUUUAUUUUUGGUUGGAUCAAAUAAUGAUUUAAGGUUAUAUGAAUAUAUUCCAAAGGGACCAGCAAAUUAUAAAUUGAUUUUCGUGAAUCCAGAUAUAGCAUCAAUGAGGUGCAUUGCUUGGUCACCUGACUCUAAUUUUCCAAGUUUAAUUGCAGCAGGAUUUGCCAACGGCAAAACAUAUCUUGUUAAUAUUCACGACGAAUCAACAUUAAACGAAUCUCAUGUAAAUAAUCAUUUAACGUCAUCAAAACCAUUUAAUGUGCUUUCUCAACAACCACCAUAUGCAGUUUUAAAUUCUAAAAAUUCAAAACCAUGUAACGAGGUAGAAUUUUCUCUGGCUGAUCCCAGAUUAUUAGCAACCGGAUCUGAUAAAGUUAGGAAUGAUUAUUGUUUAUUAAUUUGGGAUGUCGAAAGAGCUGCAAAAUGUGGAGAUAAAAAUUAUGGUAAUACGCCUAAGUUAUCCGCAGAGAUGCCUAGUAGAACCGGUAGCAUUAGUGGUUGGAGUGUUAAAAGCGAUCAUAAUGAUGUUGGAGUUGCCCCCAGUGGAUUUGGUGGGAGGGGAGGUUUGGGAAUUGGCUCCUCUGUAAUGGAUGAUAAUUACACUUAUCCAUUAGAAAUGGCAAGGUCUGGUUAUUCAAUGUAUGAAUCUCCAUUCGUUCCAAGACCUCAACCCGCAACGAGUUAUAAUACACGUACUGAUGAAUCAAAACCUAUUCACACUUUUGGAUUAUCGGAAUUUGUUAAUUCUAUAAAUUGGAUCCUAACGGAAAAUCCUGCCAUUACAAUAACAACUAAAGCUGUUUUUGGAGUAAAGACUGAUCCAUUUAAUGAUCAUAGAUUUGCUAGUUUUGAGGAAAUUAGCAGUAAUAUGGGAAAUAUUCUUUUAUGGGAUGACCUGCGAUCGGGUUUACUAGCGUCCUUAUCCAACGAUACAUCUUAUAUAUCGUUAUAUGACAUACAAGAAACUACAUGUAAAUUACAACCUUACUCAACAACUUUAUCAAAUAAUAGUUCACCACUUGAUGAAGUUGAUCCUCUUAAUUGUGGAUUUGGUAAUGAUGGAGGAGUACCGAUAGCGAAAUCUACCACUUCUAUGGGAAGUGGUGCCGGAUUUGUUCCUUCGGCUGGUAUUGUCAUGGGUGCAUCUAAUAAUCCUGCAUUUUAUGAAAAAAUGAAUGGAAAUGGAGUUGGUGGUGGGGGUAUAUCUAUUUCGGGCGGCAAAUCCGAUGAUGAACUUGACAUGCCUAUAUUAUGGAAAUCUAGGAAAACACAGAAAUUAUCGAAAGCUCUCGUAUCUUUUGCUUGGAUACCAACUAUGUCAUCGCCUCAUUCACACCGAUUGUUGGUGAUAAAUAAAGAGUCAACGUUGGAAACAGUCACAUUGGAAGAAUGUACUAAUUUCGGUUGGGAACCACGCGGGAAUAUGUUAAUAUUUGGUCCAAAUUCGGUCAAAACAUACGAUGUUGAUCAAAAAAUUCAUGAUUAUGGCGAUUUUGGAAGAGGGGAUGAUGACAUUCGUGAUAACAUCGGUGAUGAUCUUCAUCGUGGAAUUUCAUAUAGCAAUGAACCGAGUUUACAUCAUCGUAGUAAUAAUGGAUCAGGUUAUGGACAUAAACAUCGCGUUUCUUUAGAUUUGAAGGUUGAUAACGAAUAUGAUAGUGGGAAUAGAACACCUAGACCUAAUGAUCUGAGCAAUUCUUCUAAAGAUGUAAAUGCAUUAAAAAAACAAUUAAAAGGAAUCAUGAUGCAUCGAUCUCAUGAUGAUUUGACGGUGGGUGGUGUUCCAGAAAAAGAUGAUGAUAAAGCGCUGUUAAUUUUGCCCUUAAAAACAUUACAAGAAGAUAUUUCUGUUGUCAUGCGUAAGAGGGCCAAACAAGGAUAUUCCAUGAUUUGUCGUGCCAAUGAAGACCUUGUAAGAGACUCUCCAAAAUUGAGAACAUUAUGGAAUUGGAUAGCUCAAGCCGAAAAACUUUCUUCGGAAGGAAAAUCAAAUUUUCAAGGAAUCUAUUCAGUAUGGGCAGUAGCAUCCACAGGUGGCAGUAAAAGAGUGUCACCAAUAUCAACUCCAAAAGCGUCACCACCAAAAUCUUUUUCUGAAAGAUCUGAACAGGAAGGAGUCGAUAUAAAUGAGAUUCCUAUCACGGUAUCAACUUCUAAAUUGUCACAAAGAAAAUUAGCAUUGACCAUAUGUGGAUGGGGUUUUGGAAAGAAAGAAUUAGAAGAAACACUUCAAAGAAUGGAACGAGCGGGUAAUUAUGAGAAAGCUGCUGGAUGGGCAUUAUUUCAUGAUUUACCCAAAAGAGCCAUUGCAUCAUUAAAUAAUAGUAAAGAUGAACGAUUGAAAUUAGUAUCAACAGCGUUAGCUGGUUAUGUUGCAAAUAAUCAAGAAAAUUCACUUUGGCGUGAAAUAUGUAUAAAUCUAAGUACUGAAAUACACAAUCCAUAUUUGCGAGCAAUGUUUUCAUUUAUUGCAUGUGGAUAUUGGAUAGAUGUAUUACAAGAGGAAGGGCUUUCUUUACAGGAUCGUAUCGGCAUUGCGUUGAGAUCUUUGGAUGAUGAAGAGCUCGAUUAUUUCUUACGUGAUAUAACUGAAAAAGUAAUUGCAACCGGUGAUAUAGAUGGAAUCAUUUUAACUGGCCUUACUCCAGAAGGCGUAUCAUUAUUUGAGAAUUAUAUAAAUAAUACAUGCGACGUUCAGACAGCAAGUCUGGCAUUGAGCUUUUGUGUCCCAAGAAAAUUCAAAGAUUCAAGAGUGACAAAUUGGGUAGAAAAUUAUCGUAUGCUGUUGGAUCAAUGGCAAAUGUUUCAUAUACGAGCGAGAUUUGAUAUAGCACGUGGUAAACAUAUGAUAUCUUCAACAUCCUCGGCGGCAGAUAUGGUACCACCACAAGUUUACGUAAGAUGUAAUUAUUGUAGUCAAAGUAUUACACAUAGCUUAUUUAUACCCGGUAUGAAAGGCAAAGACGGAGAGAGAUUUACACUACCAGCUUCGUAUUAUGGGGCUGCGGUUGGAAUGAUAUCUAAACAAAAGACGACUUGUUGCCCUGGAUGUCGAAAACCUUUACCUCGAUGUUCUAUAUGUUUAUUGAGCCUUGGGACACCCACCGAUAGUAAGAGAGAAGCCAUCACUGCCAAUCAGCAAAGUGGAUUUUCAAAUGAUAAACCAUUUGGAUUUGACCUUUGGUUUACGUGGUGUCAAUCAUGUCAUCAUGGAGGACAUGCAAUACACAUGUUACAAUGGUUUCAAAAACAUAAAAUAUGUCCUGUUAGUGAAUGUACAUGUUUAUGUGAAAAUUGA
Funneliformis caledonium is the source of this 3354-nucleotide messenger RNA. The record is from the annotation of a GenBank genome assembly. NCBI's taxonomy places the organism in Eukaryota, Fungi, Glomeromycota, Glomeromycetes, Glomerales, Glomeraceae.